AGUUUUUGAUGAUAAAGGUAGGAAAAGGAGAACCAGUGAUAUUUGAGAGUGAAACUUUAGAAUUUGCUUUGUCUCAAACCUUACAAGCAAUGGUGUCGCUUCAGCUAAAAUACUUUAAUGGAGUCUUUCACUGUCCAUCAGUGAAUCCUUUGUUUCAAAGAAGAGAAAGGAAAGCUCAAAAGAUUGUAUGCUUGCAAGCACAGUCAGUUGCUUCCUCUAGAACCCAGAGGAUAAUGGAAAGCAUUUCAGUUAGUGGGGAAGUUGGUGGUGCUGGUGGAGCAUACUCUUACGAGGCCUUAAAGAGGCUGGACAGGAUAUGGUCUUCUAUCUGCUGUGCUCAAACAAUUGUGCAAGAACCCCAGCAGCUAGUGUCUAGCAUUCCAGGUCUUUUUAGCCAGUCUGAUUUGGCUGACAAACCAGUCGAUACAUUUGAUGUUAUAGUUUGUGGAGGCACCUUGGGGAUCUUCAUAGCCACAGCCUUGAGUUUUAAAGGUCUUCGUGUUGCUGUCGUGGAAAGAAAUAUACUGAAAGGGAGGGAACAAGAAUGGAAUAUAUCAAGGAAGGAGCUCUUGGAGCUUGUAGAAUCUGGAAUUCUGGUUGAAGACGACAUUGUACAAGUUACAGCUGCAAAAUUUAAUCCUAACAGAUGUGGAUUUGAGGGGAAGGGAGAAAUCUGGGUUGAAGAUAUUCUGAAUCUUGGGGUUUCACCUGUAAAGCUUAUUGAGAUUGUCAAGAAACGUUUUAUUUCCCUUGGCGGGGUUAUCUUUGAGGGUUGCAGUGCCUCCAACAUUUGCAUAUAUGAGGAUGCAGCGGUCAUUCAACUUGUUGAGGGCAACAUCCUGUCAUCCCGUCUUAUCAUUGAUUCAAUGGGGAACUUUUCCCCUGUGGUGAAACAGAUAAGACGCGGUAGGAAGCCCGAUGGCAUUUGCCUUGUUGUCGGAUCUUGUGCUCGUGGUUUUAAGGAUAACUCAACAAGUGAUGUGAUUUAUAGCAGUUCGACAGUGAGGAAAGUUGGAGAUUCAGAAGUACAUUUAUUCUGGGAGGCAUUUCCAUCUGGCUCUGGCCCCACCGAUCGCACCACUUAUAUGUUCACUUAUAUUGAUCCUCAACCGAGAUCCCCAAAACUGGAAGAACUGUUAGAAGACUACUGGGAUUUGAUGCCAGAAUAUCAGGGAGUAUCUCUUGACAAUCUGGAGAUACUGAGAGUUGUAUAUGGAAUCUUCCCUACCUAUCGUGACAGUCCAUUGCCAGCUGCUUUUAAUCGUGUAAUACAGUUUGGUGAUGCUAGUGGCAUACAAUCACCUGUUUCAUUUGGUGGUUUUGGGAGUUUGACUCGGCACCUUGGGAGAUUAUCAACAGGAAUAUAUGAGGCAAUCAUUGGAGAUUUUGUUGACUCAUAUAGCUUGUCCCUGCUGAAUCCAUACAUGCCUAACUUAAGUGCUUCAUGGCUAUUUCAACGUGCAAUGUCAGCGAAGCAGCAGUCUCACGUUUCACCGGAUUUUAUCAAUGAGCUUCUUUACAUCAAUUUCCAGAGUAUGCAGAGACUGGGCGAUCCUGUUCUAAGACCAUUUCUUCAGGAUGUUAUAAAGUUUGGGCCUCUUGCCAAGACAUUAGGCCUUGUAAUGCUAAGUAAACCUCAAAUUCUUCCAUCAAUAUUCAAGCAGUAUGCCUUCUUAUUUGUUCAACUUCAGGUUGGUAUUCCUGUGCUUGUUGAAUGGUCGGGACAUUUUUUCAUGUUGGGUUACUAUACAUUUCUAUCUACCUUUGCUGACCCAUUAAUAAGGUCAUUGUUGAGUGCAUUGCCUUCUAGGAUGCAGUAUGAGUGGAAGCGGCAUCUUGAGGCAUGGAAAUAUGGAGCAGGUAUGGAUUAUAAGCUAUGAGGAGCCAUUUAAAGAUCACUGGAAAAACAGAGUAUUAGAUUUCUAUAGUCUUCACUUCAGAACUCAGUAAUGAUAUGAACAGUGAACUUUGGAGCUUGUUCAACCCAUUCUUUCAAUGUGUACAGACAAUUUCUAUUAGAAUUACUUUCAUAAGAACGAUUCUCUUCCUAUGGUACAA
Mangifera indica (mango) is the source of this 2058-nucleotide messenger RNA. RefSeq lists its product as uncharacterized. The record is from RefSeq and is a predicted model, not a curated record. The transcript is spliced from 18 exons. NCBI's taxonomy places the organism in Eukaryota, Viridiplantae, Streptophyta, Magnoliopsida, Sapindales, Anacardiaceae. The coding region runs from base 9 to 1880 and encodes 623 amino acids.